This is a messenger RNA of Salvia hispanica, 2767 nucleotides long. Its product is annotated as phototropic-responsive NPH3 family protein NPY2-like. The record is from RefSeq and is a predicted model, not a curated record. Gene Ontology annotation, molecular function: protein binding. NCBI's taxonomy places the organism in Eukaryota, Viridiplantae, Streptophyta, Magnoliopsida, Lamiales, Lamiaceae.
UCCAGCAAAACUGGUGAGCACAUAGCCAGCAAAAUCCCCAUUUUCUUUGUUGGUGUCUGUGCUAAAAAGAUUCAUCUUUUCGGCCUAGAACUCAGUUUCCAGCACGCGGCCUCAUUUAUUUCUCCUCACAUUUGCUAACCACCGCAUCUUUAUUCACAUUUUGAUUUGAUUCAUUAUUUGAGCCUCAGUGAAAAUCUAUACGGAGAGAUGCUCAUUGUCUACCGUUUUGGUGGUUGAUUCAUCUGAUACCGAGAUGCUGUUUUCCGUUGCAGGUGCUUCCGGACUCCGUGGGCUCUGCCGCCGACCAAGGAAACAGCCUCCUCUGUAGCUCUCUUCCCAUUCAAGUGAUCCAUUUCUUUAAAAACUCUGAAUCUGUAUUAAACCCCCAUUCCAUAUCCUCUCUCUAGAAAGUGAAUAAAAAGUUGCUUCUUGCCCGGUUGGUUGUCAAGAUUCGGUUGCACGAAGCAUUUAUCUUUUCGCCUCUUUUAGAUCCCAUCACUUUUUCCCCUCUACAACUUCAAGAAAUUGGCUAUAUUGAGAAAAUUGGUCCCCACUCCUGCAUUUAUCCAUUUCCAGGGAUUCUCUCCUCGAUUCAAGCCCUGUCGGAUCGUUGGAAAUGCUCGAAAGUCAAUCCGGCCUAGUGCAUUUUGCUGUAUUCAGUUGAGUAGUGUGGAAGCAUUGUGGUGUUCUUUCCCCCUUUUUCUUCAAGUAUUUGGGUGAGAAUAGAUCUUCAAGUCUGGCAAGAUGAAGUUUAUGAAGCUUGGAUCCAAGCCUGAUACGUUUCAGACCGAUGGGAACAGUGUCAGAUAUGUGGCUAGUGAGUUGGCUACCGACAUUAUCGUUUACAUUGGCGAUGUUAAGUUCUACCUUCACAAGUUUCCUCUUCUCUCUAAAUGUUCACGGUUACAGAAGUUAGUUUCUUCGGGUAAUGAUGGAAAUGGCGAUGAGGUCAAUAUUGAUGAUAUUCCAGGUGGUGCCAGCGCCUUUGAAGUUUGUGCCAAGUUUUGUUACGGGAUGACUGUAACCCUAAAUGCUUAUAACGUUGUUACAAGCCGUUGUGCUGCUGAGUAUCUCGAGAUGCAUGAGACAGUAGAGAAAGGCAACCUCAUCUACAAGGUCGAUGUUUUCCUCAACUCGGUGAUUUUCAGGAGCUGGAAGGACUCCAUCAUAGUUGUUCAGACUGUGAAAUCCACGUCCCCGUUGAGCGAGGAAGCAAAGAUAAUCAGCCAGUGCAUCGAUGCUAUCGCUUCCAAGGCGUCCGUUCAUGUAUCUAAGGUAGAUUGGUCCUACACAUACAACCGGAAGAAGAUUGCUGAGGAAAAUGGGAACGACCCCGGCUGGGAAGCCCUCAGAAACCGAAUGGUCCCGAAUGACUGGUGGGUCGAGGACUUGUGCGAGCUCGACAUAGAUUUGUUCAAGAAGAUCAUCAUGACUAUUAAGAACAAACAAGUUGUAUCUAGUGAGGUGAUCGGAGAGGCUUUAAAAGCAUAUGCUUACCGUAAACUACCCGGCUCUGGCAAGAACGUUAUCCAACAGAAUGAUCUGGCCAAGUAUCGCAACAUCUUGGACACCAUCGUGUGGUUGUUGCCCGCGGAGAAGGGCAGCGUCUCGUGCAGUUUUUUGCUCAAGCUGUUGAAAGCGUCCAUCUCCGCUGACUCAGGAGAGACGGUCAAAAUGGAGCUGGCGAAAAGGAUAGGGCGUCAGUUGGAGGAGGCUUCCGUCACUGAUCUGUUGAUCCGAGCUUCUGACGGGGAAGAGACAAUGUACGAUGUCCAUGUGGUCACAAAAAUACUCGAGGAAUUCGUGACACGAGACAAGAACUCCAUGGCCGAGAUGGAAGUUGGUGGUGAGAUUCAAGAUAUGUCGAGCCCCGUUAGGCCCGGGAUUCUCUCCGAAGCUUCGAAACUGAUGGUGGCAAAGCUUGUAGACGGCUACCUUGUUGAGAUUGCAAAGGAUCCUAAUCUACCACUAGCUACCUUCACCGGGAUUGCAGAGCUCGUCUCGGGCUAUCCCAGGCCUUCCCACGAUGCUCUAUAUCGCGCCGUUGAUACAUAUCUCAAGGUGCACCCCGGGAUCAGUAAGAGCGAGCGAAAGAAGCUAUGCCGGUUGAUGGACUGCAAGAAGCUCUCCGCGGAGGCGUGCAUGCAUGCCGUGCAGAACGAGAGGCUCCCUCUACGCGUGGUGGUGCAGGUACUCUUUUUCGAGCAAGUCCGGGCUUCUGCUUCCUCCGGAAGCAGCACCCCGGACCUACCCAAGGCCAUCAAGGAGCUCAACUCCAGCUCCUACGGCAGCUCCCGGUCGCAGACAACCAACACCGACGAGGAUUGGGACGCUGUUGCCUCGUCGGAGGAGCUCAGAGCGCUGAGAGGCGAGCUGGCCUCCCUGAGGGUGGGCAACGGAGCGAUGCACGAGAGGAGCAACGGGGAGAGCAAGAUGAACGGGAACUCGGACAGGGCCGCCAUCAGCAAGAUGAAGGGUCUGAUCAUGUCGAAGAGGAUCUUCUCCAAGAUUUGGUCGAACAAGGCGGCGCAGGCGGAGAACAGCGGGUCCGAUUCAUCGGAGAGUCUCGGCUCGGGCAUCCACGACGAGGCGAAGUCAACGCCGACGAGGAAAGGGAGGCAUUCUGUGUCUUAGAGAGAGGAAAGAUCUGGUUUUUGCUUUCUUUUUAAUGGAUCUUUCUUUACAAGAUUAGUUUGGAUUCUAAUUAAGCGUCGAAUUUAGCUUCUUGUAGUCUUAAUUCUAGUGCAGUAAAUGCUGUUUAUUACUA